AUGACAAACCUUCAGCCGCCCAAGACAGUUAAAGAUAUCAGAAGCUUCCUAGGACAUGCUGGGUUCUACAGGAGGUUCAUUAAAGAUUUCUCACAGAUAGCAAGGCCGCUAACACGCCUAUUAUGCAAGGAUAUUAACUUUGAGUUCACAGAGGAGUGUCACAAGGCUUUCACUAAGAUCAAAGAUGCAUUGGUCAGUGCGCCAGUGGUUCAACCUCCAAACUGGGAACUACCUUUUGAGAUAAUGUGUGAUGCAAGUGAUUAUGCAGUAGGAGCAGUGCUUGGACAAAGAAAAGACAAGAAGCUACAUGUGAUCUACUAUGCCAGCAGAACACUUGAUGAGGCACAAUGCAAGUAUGCCACAACAGAAAAGGAGCUUCUUGCUAUUGUCUUUGCAUUUGAGAAAUUUCGAUCAUACUUGGUGGGAUCAAAAGUUAUAGUUCACUCUGAUCAUGCAGCAUUAAGGUAUCUUUUAUCUAAGAAAGAUGCCAAGCCAAGAUUGUUGAGAUGGAUACUACUACUGCAAGAAUUUGAUCUUGAGAUCAAGGAUAGAAGAGGAGCAGAUAAUGGAGUAGCUGAUCAUCUUUCAAGGAUGAGAGUUGAAGAAAAUCUACCCCUUGAUGAUAGGCUACCUGAAGAAUCAGUUUAUGCAGCUGAAGCUAGCAAUAAGCAUGGACAACUAGGCCAUCACAGGCCAGGAACAAAGAUCUCAUCAUCAAACACACCAUGGUUUCGCCACAUAGCAAACUUCCUUGCAGCUGAAUACCCACCACCAAACUUCUUUGGCUACAGAAAGAAGAAAUUUCUGCGUGAUGUAAGAAGGUACUACUGGGAUGAACCUUACUUAUACAAGAAAUGUUCAGAUGGAAUGUUUAGAAGAUGCAUACCUGAGGAAGAGGUAGAAGGAAUAUUGUUUGCUUGUCAUAGUUCUAGCUAUGCAGGCACUUUGCCACUUACAAGACAGUAUCCAAGGUCCUACAAGCUGGAUUUUGGUGGCCAACUAUGUUUAAGGAUGCUCAUGCAUUCAUAUCAAGAUGUGAUGCUUGCCAAAGAAUGGGAAAUAUAA
Microthlaspi erraticum is the source of this 1065-nucleotide messenger RNA. The record is from the annotation of a GenBank genome assembly. Lineage: Eukaryota; Viridiplantae; Streptophyta; Magnoliopsida; Brassicales; Brassicaceae.